Messenger RNA from Drosophila hydei, 1135 nucleotides. Its product is annotated as zinc finger protein sens. Gene Ontology annotation, cellular component: nucleus. Bases 110 to 1108 code for a protein of 332 amino acids. Gene Ontology annotation, biological process: regulation of transcription by RNA polymerase II; epidermal cell differentiation. The record is from RefSeq and is a predicted model, not a curated record. The transcript has 2 exons. Gene Ontology annotation, molecular function: RNA polymerase II cis-regulatory region sequence-specific DNA binding; DNA-binding transcription factor activity, RNA polymerase II-specific. NCBI's taxonomy places the organism in Eukaryota, Metazoa, Arthropoda, Insecta, Diptera, Drosophilidae.
UAUUUUGCAGCCCUGGUCAUACAGCUGAUUGCACAAAGCAGAAACAAAAAAUUGUUUUCAUUGCCACAAAAAUCAAUAACCAUAAUUUAUUAAAAUAAAAGUAAAGAAAAUGAAUAUAGAUCUACGCAAAUUGUGCCGCAUUUGUUUUGUGGAUAAUGCGGAUGUCGACAUAACCCAGCAUAAAGUUGUAACAGCGGGUCAAGCGAAUGAAGCGGAAACCGAUGAGGAGGAUCACACAAUAUGUGAAAUAAUGGAGGCCAUGUUUCACAUCUCACUAGAUCUAUCAACUGAGCUACCUAUGAUAUGUAAUGCGUGCCUCGAGGAGAGCUUAGUGCAUUUUGCGUACUUUAGUAAAUUGAUGAUUGCCAACCGACAGCUGCGACAACUCUAUAACGAAGCGCAAAAGGAACGGGAGCAAUUGGAAUUAGAGAUGGAGGAGGAGGAUAUGCAACUGGUUGAGGAGCAUCAGCUGAAGCAGAAUGAAGAACUGGAGCUUCAGCUGACGGAGCAGCUGCCAAAGCACGAACAGAGGCAGGAGCAGCAUCUUCUACUGGAGCCACGUCCCUCUCAGCGUUUGGCUAACGAAGAUUCCUUGAUUGUAUCCGAAUUUUUGCCCGCUACUGAACUAGAUGUGCAGGAGCACGAUAACAUAUCCAAUCAGCUUGCCCACUUUCCCAGCUACGAGAUGCGUACGCUAGACUAUGCAGCUGUCGAACUUAAGCAUGACAAUCUAGAUGAAUACAAUGAGACGAAUCGUUUACUAGACACCGAACCAAGUGGCAGUCAAGCUAUAUACAAAUGCAAAUAUUGUCCUUUAGCUUAUGCAUCACAGCAAUUCCUUAAGACUCAUGUGAGGCGUUCGCACGUUUGCAAAUAUUGCACUACAGCUUUUGUCAAGGUGAAAGACCUGAAUGCCCACAUCCGAGCUAAGCAUGCGAAUAGCCAUCAAUGUGUUGUUUGUUUAAAUAGCUUCAGCACCAGCAGCAAUUUACGUGCGCAUUUAAAACGGAUGCACGGCGUCCAGCUGCCCGCCCAGGUGGCUUUACUCGACUAUCGACCAGCGCAAAGGCAGAAAGAAACAGAACAUAGCAUCAAUAACCAUAAAUAAAUUUCGCCUAGUAUCUCUAUUCAAUUU